AUGUCGCAGAACAAUCUAGAAGUUGGAAUGAGGUGCAUUAAAUAUAUGCUACUUUGUGUUACCGCGAUAUUCGUGUUGACAUCAGCUCUAAUAAUCUCAGUGGGGACUACAAUUUACGCCAUUUACUACGAUGUCUCCUUCUUCCUGGACUACCAGCUGUUCUCACCGGCCACUUUCAUCAUCGCGAUCGGUGUCAUCAUGCUGUUCGUGUCUCUCUUCGGUUGCAUUGGCGCUUUAAAAGAAAGCACCUGCUUGGUCAAUAUUUUUGCAGUUAUCCUAAGUCUGGUGUUGGUGCUGGAAAUCGCGGCCGCCAUCACGGCCUAUACAUUGAGGUCACAAGUGUCAGGAAUGCUCGACUCAAACCUUCGAGAGACGCUGCCUUAUUAUUACAGCAACCCUGAAGUCACUGAUUCCUUCGAUUUUAUCCAGAGCAGGUUGAACUGCUGCGGUAUCGACAGCUACCUCGACUGGGGUGAUGUUAAAGCUAACAGGACCGGUAUCGAUGUGAAGAAUGUCACAGUUCCAUACUCCUGCUGCGCGCAGACGAACUACCAGGAGAUCGGAGAAGUACAGUAUGAAGAGUGCGUCAAGCUGUACGCGAAUGGCUGCCUUCCAAGGAUCACUUACUUGAUUUAUCAGAGCGCAGGUCUACUUGGGGCUGGUGCUAUGACCAUUGCAUUUAUUCAGGUUAUUGGGAUUGUCUUCUCAUUCUCGCUCGCCAGUUCCAUUCGCAAGACGAAAUCCGAGCGCGAACGCAGGAGAUGGGAAAUUCAGGAGCGCAUGAUCAACGCUUAUACUUCGCUAAACCCCAACGAAGAAAAACAAAAACCUAUUGUCUAUGUCCCCUUCCACGGACAAACAACUGCUUAA
Messenger RNA from Danaus chrysippus (African queen), 870 nucleotides. The record is from the annotation of a GenBank genome assembly. Lineage: Eukaryota; Metazoa; Arthropoda; Insecta; Lepidoptera; Nymphalidae.